GCCGCGCGGCGCGUGAGCUGAGCCCCGGUGGGUGUGUAGCUGGUACGAGGAACCGUGAGCUGCCGAAGCGGAAAUACGAAUGAAUCCUCCGGUAACCGGUUAACGUGGGUCCGUCACGGUGUUGAGUCGAGGCUGCGGCAGCCCGUCUCCUGUCCGCCCCCCCGGCCCAGACCUCAUGGAUCCCGGAGGAAGUGAACUGGACUCCAGCCUGCCUCAGCCCGAGAACCCGUGUCUGAUCGUGGAGGACUCGCAGCCGGACAGCGUCGCCCUGGAGGACGACCCCGAGAGCAGCUACCGAGCCCUGCUGGCCCGGCGCCUGUCCAGCCUGCAGCCCACGUCCCGCAGCCCGGUUCUGGAACUGAUCGCCUCCCCGCUGGGUAGCAGAUACUCUCAGAGUGACAGCCAAUCAGAGAGCUCCCAGAGUAACAACCAAGCUGAACCUGGCAUCCUGAUGGCGGCCGAUCCCAGUUCCGCAGUCGAGGAGGAAAGUCAAGCUCUCACCGUUUGCCCUCCUUCGAACAAGAAAAAGUGUCCACCGGAGGACGGAGACGUGGAUCCCGGGGCCGAUUCAACCACUCACUGCGUCCAGUCUGAGGGGGAACCCUCUCAGUUCGGCUUCCUGGAGCUCUCCCAGAGUCAGGACCCGCGAGGGGAAGUGGCGAACAGUCGGCAGGAAGAAGCGGACGUCGAACGCCAGCCAGACAGCGAGGGGCGCACCAGAUUAGCAGGGCAGAGCGUCGGCUCGCGGGCUUCAGAGAGUCGGGACAGCAAAGCUUUGAGGUCCGAGGUGAGCUCCAGCAGCUCGUCGGGGCGGCCGCUGGGCAUCCAGGCUCUGCUGCACUCCGAGGGCCUCCAGGCCUCCGGCGAGCAGGACUGCGAGGUCCUGUCCUCACAGGAGGACAUGUUCGAUGCCGACAAGACCGGCGCCGCGGUGGACAGCACGGUGUCCGAGCCGGAGCAGCCGGGCCGCCCGACGCCGACGCCGGCUCAAACGCUGCACCUGCUGCACCUGUCUGGACAGGGAACACUGGUGCAGGAGAGUCUGUCCCAGGACUACGUCUCCCCGACCCCCGACCCCCUCCCCAACACCCCGUUGAUCGUUCCCAGCUCGCCGACCGAACCGGAGGGCGAACGCGGUGCCGAUGACGAACCGAUGGACACUUCGCUGCCCCCGGAGGACGGGGCGGGAGGGAAGGGGGAGGAGCCGAUGGAAACGGAGGCCGCCUCUAAGCCACGCCCAUCCGCCUCGACUCCCGUCUCCCAGAAUGCCCCUGGUUUUGUGUUGGAGCGAACGCUCUCUUUGCCCUCGCAGCCAGAGUUCUCUCACGACGUGUUUGUCCCGACUCAGAGCCAAGAGGCGGCGCCGCGGUCCGAUAAGAAGACGGGCGAGACGCCGUCUCAGCGCCCGGAGGCGGCGUCCUUCACGCUGCCGCUGCAGCUCUCCGUCGGCAGUCCGGCUCGGCCGACCUCGGAGCGCGAGGAGGAGGACGACAGCCAGGCCACGCAGAUCGAGGAGCUGGGCGACAACGCCGCCGACUCCCCGGCUUCACGCCAGAGGAGCGAGAGCAACGGCGUCCCCCCGGAGUCUCAAACGCCCACCGGCUCCAAAGCUUCCGCCUCGGUCGAACCGUCCGAAGUGCACAAAAAGACUUCAUCGGGCGUAGAGAACGUGAAGGAGAACGUGAAGGAGAACGUGAAGGAGAACGUGAAGGAGAACGUGAAGGAGAACGUGAAGGAGAACGUGAAGGAGAACGUGGAGGACGCCGACGCGGUGUCCUGCUCGCAGACUAAGCUCGAUUCCUCCGACCUGAGCGUCAACAGCUGCGUGCAGGAGACUCCUCCCCCCGCAGAAGCCACGCCCCGCCGCGGCUUUCCCUCGCCGGCCGCGACCUCGCAGACUGAUGCGGCGAAGGGUUCGGCGGACUCGAGGAAGGAAGGAGGAAGCGCAAAGGGUCCGUCCGUAAAAUCGCCGCCGCAGAAGCGAGGAGCGUUCGGUAACAGUCAGACGGCGAAGGAGGUGACGGAGGAGAGGGAGCGGGGUGAAGAAGAGGAGGAGGAGGAGGAGGAGGAGGAGGUGGAGGUGGUGAUGGAGGAGGAGGAGGGUGAGGGAAUGGCUCUGGUCCUCUCCCACAGCCACCUGUUGUCCCCUGAGCCCAUGGAGGAGGAGGAGGAGGAAGGCCGAGGAGACGACAGCGUCAUCGUUGUCACGGACAGCGAGAGAGACUCGACCAACCAGCCGCCCGGAGGCAACGCGUCCGUCUCCACCAACGGCCACGAGCCCCAGGCCCAGGCGAAGAAGGUCCACGCGGCCCCCGAUAGGCUCUCCCAGCCUGAGAGGGCGGGCCCUGAACCAGAGGGGCUCAAAGACAAGAGCCUGAGUGACAGCUCGGGAGAAAUCUCUUUCCACUUCACGCUCCCUAAAGAAGGGGAUCUGAUUGGUCCCGUUGUCGGAGCCACGCCCCCUCUAAUCAACCAGCUGAAGCAGACGCAUAGACACAGCACCCCCAUCGAGAUCUCUUCCUUCUCUGAAAAGUCCGGCGUGGCGGGCGACGCGGCCAUGGCGGCCAUGGCGGCCAUGACGACCAGCGACAUCGUGUCGGGGGAGAGCGGCGACGACGCGGCGGAGAAGGAGGCCGGGAAGCUGAGUCUGAGGAUGAAGCUGGUGACGCCGGUGGAGGAAGGAAGCUCGGAGCGCUUCAGCCUGCAGAAGCCAGCGCUAUCGGUAGAGGAUGGAUCGGUCGCCAAGGUUACCGCUGUUGCCAAGGCUGUAACCAGCAGCCCCUCUGUUUUCAGUCGCGUCAGACAAGUGCACCGACAGCAGGAAGCCAGAGAGGACCUCCAGGCUGCAGGCAACACCACACCUGUCAGAGGGCAGCUGCUCGCCUCGCCACAGAGGAGCUCCCCGGCGUCCUCGCUGGGAUGCAACAGCCUCCCCAACAGCCAAUCGGAGCCCUCGCAACAGGAAGCGGCGGCGGCGGCGCAGGAGACCCGUAAGGCUCCUCCGGGCCCCGCCGAGCCCCCCGAGGUCAGACGGGCUCCGGAGCCGCCCGCCCACAACAGGACGGAGGCCAGGCAGCGAGACGGCACCGUCACCUCCACUCCGUCCAACAAGCUCCGUCAGCGAACCGUCUCCCAGCAGACGAGCUUCGAUGCGCCGGGGUCGCGCUCCCCAGCUGGCAGGGGAGAACCAGAGUCCCCGUCCUGUAGGAGAGCCGCUGCCCACCGCAGACACGUGCGCACCAUCCAGGAAGUGCGCACCACCGUCACGCGGGUCAUCACGGACGUCUACUACGAGGACGGCAAAGAGGUGGAGCGCAAAGUGACGGAGGAGAGCGAGGAGCCCGUGGUGGACUGCCAGGUGUUGGACAGCGACAUCUCUCCGUGCCGCACGGGCAACAGCUCCGUGACCUCCGGCGACCUCGCUGACAUCAGCUCUCUGUCGUCCAAGGCCUCCAGCCUGCAGCACAGCUCCGGGGGAACCAGCAGCAGCGGCUUCACGCGGCCGGACUUCAUCAUGCCGCCCAUCCGCGGGGCGUUCAGUCCCAGGAGGGGAGGCGGGCAGCAACAGAGGGGUCACAGGGGUCACAGGGCAGGGUCAGUGGUCACGGUGAACAGAGGCUUCGACCCCCCGGGGUCCCAGGCCCUCGCCCCUAUGACCCCCAGAGGAAGGGCGAGAAGGGGUCGACCCCGGUCCCGGUCCUCGAUGUCCAGGGGCGUCGGCUCCCUGCGGCUGCUCGGCGCUCGCGGCCCGCCUCAUUCCUCCUCCGAGGACGAGCACUUCACCCGCAUGCUGCCGCCGCGCCUCCCCACCAGCCCCCCCGCCGCCGCGGACGGCGAGCCGCCCCGCCGCUCGGACUCCCUGCGCUCGUCGCCGGAGGAGGCGGACUCGGCCGGCAGCAGCUUCGUGGGCCUGCGGGUCGUCGCCAAGUGGUCGUCCAACGGAUACUUCUACUCGGGUCGCAUCGUCAAGGACGCCGGCGACGGGAGCUUCCGCCUGCGGUUCGACGACGGCUACGAGUGUGAGGUGGCGGGGAGGGACAUCCUGCUGUGUGACCCCAUCCCCAUGGAGACGGAGGUCACCGCCCUGCUGGAGGACGAGUACUUCAGCAUAGGUGUGGUGAGGGGCCAUAAGACCGAGGGCCAGGACCUGUUCUACAGCGUGGAGAAGGACGGCCAGAAGCAGUGGUACAACCGGACGGCCAUCAUCUUGUCCAUGGACCAAGGGAACAAGCUGAGGGAGCAGCACAGCCUGGGCCCCUACGAGCCGUCCCCCCCGGUGCCCAAGGCCUCCGACAUCAGCCUCGAUAACCUGGUGGAGGGCAAGAGGAGGCGCAGAGGAGGCCCCGAGGGUCCGAACACCCCCGACCGCAGCCCUCGAACCCCCGGCCCCUCGGGCAAGAGGAAGCUGAUGGCCUCCGAGAACACCAGGACGCCGGCCAAGAGGGGGCGCCGGGGCUCGGGCGCACGAGCCGCCCAGCGGGUCGGGCAGUGCAACACCUCCGGCAGCGGCACGGACCUCGCCGGCCGGCCCGGCGCCGUGGUGGAGACCCACGGCCCGCUGCCCCAGAACACCACGCUCUUCAUGGGCUUCGCCUUCAUGCUGACGGCCUCGUCCGAGAUCGACCGGCUCACCAACCGGCACGCCGACGACGAAGAGGACGACGAUGACGUGCAGACCGGCCCGUACAACAAAGUGUACACGGAGAGCCAGCUGCAGGGGGGGGGCGGGUUCGUCCUGCAGGACUUCAACGAGGAGCAGGCCACGCCCCCUGAAACAGCCUCUAGUUCUUCCUCGCCGCCUCACGUCCACCUUCUGCCUCUCCCGGGUCCGCAGUGCAAGGCGGCCUACCAGAGUCUGCUCAUCGCGGACCAGCACUGCCGCACCAGGAAGUACCUCCUGUGCCUGGCCAGCGGCGUGCCGAGCGUGUCGCACAUCUGGGUGCGAGACUGCUGCAAAGAGAACAAGCUGCUGAACUACCGGAACUACCUGCUGCCGGCCGGCGUGGGGCCGGACGAGGCCGUCGUGGAAUGGCAUCCGCGCUGCAGCCCGUUCAAGGCCCUGCGGGUCCUGCUGGUGUUCGAGGAGCCCGUGGAGCUCUGGGCCCAGCUGAUCACGAUGGGCGGGGGGUCACCCGCCCGACAGUUCCCGUCCGACAAAGACGCCGCCUCAGACGUUCCCGACGGCGAGUACGACGUGGUGGUGACGGACCGCGCCUGCCCGGCGGCGGUGGAGAAGACGGCGGCGGCGCAGGAAGUCCCGCUGGUGUCCCCCGAGUGGCUCAUCCAGAGCGUCAUCCGCGGGGAGCGCCUGGGUUUCCACGGCAAGCCUCAGUACCGCCACGACUUCUCCUCUUCCUCCUCCUCCUCCUCCUCAUAGUCCGAGAGGCCUCGCACCGCGUUAAAUGUUCCGCAUCAGUGCCGUUGCAUGCAUGUACAUAUCCAUCUUUAUCCGCCAUGUUUUUAAAUGGGAUAAUAAAUUGUGACUCGUUUCAUUUUAAA
This is a messenger RNA of Cyclopterus lumpus (lumpfish), 5499 nucleotides long. RefSeq names its product tumor protein p53 binding protein, 1 (gene tp53bp1). NCBI's taxonomy places the organism in Eukaryota, Metazoa, Chordata, Actinopteri, Perciformes, Cyclopteridae. The record is from RefSeq and is a predicted model, not a curated record. Gene Ontology annotation, molecular function: histone binding. The transcript is spliced from 29 exons. Gene Ontology annotation, cellular component: nucleus. Bases 176 to 5377 code for a protein of 1733 amino acids. Gene Ontology annotation, biological process: positive regulation of transcription by RNA polymerase II; DNA damage checkpoint signaling.